AAUAAGCUUAGCUGAUAGAUAAAAUGUGGAAAUUAACCCAGAGAGCGAUGGCUAGUAGACGGAUGUGACGUGCCCGUGUGAUUCCACUGCUAGCUGCAAAGAAGACAGCACGUAUCACUUUAACUCUGACUGAUUAACACUAUAUUAAGGAUCCAGCUAGAAAGAUGCUGAUUGAAAUCGAAUGUGAAAGCCAGCUGAUGGACAUCAUCAAGUCCAGUGGGAACACCUUGGUAGUGGUGGACUUCUAUGCCACUUGGUGUGGCCCAUGCCGUGUGAUCGGUCCCUUCCUAGAGAAACUCGAACAAGAAUUUCCACACGUAAAGUUUGUCAAGGUGGACGUCGACGAGUAUGGGGAAUUUGCUGAGCAAGAAGGCAUCGAGGUGAUGCCAACGUUGUAUUUCUAUAAGAAAGGCAAGAAGGUAGACGAAAUGGCCGGGGCUAACCGUGACAAAUUACGAGAGUUAGUAACGAAAUACGCUGCUGGGAAGUAAAAUGACAUACAUUUUGCACGGCAAUCUCCGGACAGGAAUACCUCGACAAUACUUGCGUUAUUCUUACCGUGGCAAGUUUUAUUUCAUAAUUCCACAUUAAAGGCAUUCCAGAAAUAAGGGCCCAAACAAGAUUCAGUAACCAAAAGAGCUCACUUACUUGUUUGCUGUCAUAUCUGAUUAACUGUGUUGGCACAGAAACGAUGCCAUCUGAGUGAUGACAAUUAUUCCCUACUGAAAUUUUCGCUGGGCAGAAAAUUGUCGAGAAUUAGCCAGAUACAUAUCUGUGAAUAUCUAGUAUUAAAAAAUCAAACUGUAGCCCUAGUAAAAAAAGUAUAGAAACGCUAUGUU
Molecule: messenger RNA, 839 nt
Organism: Lingula anatina
Lineage: Eukaryota; Metazoa; Brachiopoda; Lingulata; Lingulida; Lingulidae
Product: thioredoxin
Molecular function (GO): protein-disulfide reductase activity
Source: RefSeq, a predicted model, not a curated record